AUGAGGGCGCGGGACCUCCAGGUCUGCCUGGUCUGCUUGUCCCGGCUCUUCGGCCAGUCUUGCCGGCUCAGCCUUGGCGGCCUGAUGCCGAUGGUGGCCGAAGAGCUUGACCUAGGCCCCGUGCAGUGCGCCUCCUUGCUCUCCGCCUUCCCCCUCGGGUAUAUGCUGAUGCAGGUGCCAGGCGGCACCGCCGCGGACGUGUUCGGGGCCCGGGUCGUCAUGGCAGCCGUGAUGGUGAGCACCGCGGGAGGGACCGUUCUGUUCGCGCAGCUCGCGAGUUUUCCUGCGAUGUGGCUGGCCGUAUUCGGCAUGGGCCUGAUGCAGGGGCCUUUGUUCCCCGUCACGGGCGUGGUCCUCUCCCGGUGGGUGCCAGGAUCCGCAAGGAGCGCGCCAGGGCCACCGCGGCGGCGGAGCUUGGGAACCCGCUCGGGGCCCUGGUGGCGCUGUUCGUGGUGCCCACGGCCGCGGCGCUCGUGGGCUGGAGGGCGGCCCUGA
Messenger RNA from Prorocentrum cordatum, 495 nucleotides. NCBI's taxonomy places the organism in Eukaryota, Dinophyceae, Prorocentrales, Prorocentraceae. The record is from the annotation of a GenBank genome assembly.